Messenger RNA from Tigriopus californicus, 2288 nucleotides. RefSeq names its product glucose-6-phosphate exchanger SLC37A2-like. Gene Ontology annotation, cellular component: membrane. Lineage: Eukaryota; Metazoa; Arthropoda; Copepoda; Harpacticoida; Harpacticidae. The transcript is spliced from 4 exons. Gene Ontology annotation, biological process: transmembrane transport. The coding region runs from base 845 to 2200 and encodes 451 amino acids. Gene Ontology annotation, molecular function: transmembrane transporter activity. The record is from RefSeq and is a predicted model, not a curated record.
CUUGAACCUGACUGAAUAGACAGUUUGCCUGCCAGUUGCCUGCCAGCUGUCCAGCCAAUUGCCGAUCCAGGCGUUUGCUAUCCUGCUACUUCUUGUUACGUUAGGCAAAGUUCUUCAGGCCUAGGCUAUUGUGUGUAUGUGUGUAUCCAUUCUUCCAUCCACAUAGAGCGAAUUAUCAUUGGAAAGCUACGUCCUCAACGGACCUGGCAAAAGCGAAAGCCUACCCACCAACCACCCAUGCAUCCAGCCCCCAAUUGACCCUUGACUCGAAGAAGCCGAGGAGGCCCGAAACAAGUUGGUGUGAGUCUUGUCACUCUUCUCAUCAUGUUCCUGCGGGUAUUCAUUCCCCGAUACAACUUGGUCGAGUCCAGUAAGGUCGAGACUUCGAGGGGCACACUCGUCCAGCACAAGCCUUAUUACGUGUAUCAAAUCGAGGUCUCGAUUUAUGGGACAUACUCGCGCUUAGACAAGCGAUAUUCGCAAUUCUUGUCCUUGCAUCAAGAGCUUCGGCAUAGUUAUCGUACUCCGGAGUUUCCUCCAAAGAAGCUGCGGAACACCAGCCAUAAAGUCUUGGAACAAAGACGAAGUGGAUUGGAAAACUACAUACAAUAUUUCGUGCGCAUGAACCCUGUACCUCAAGUCCUAUUAAACUUCCUAGACGUUCCUCGCGAAAAACUGACCUCAACGUUGCCGGAUGAGAAGCCAAGCCACCAACAAGUGGCUGGGUUUCUCAAGGACCCAUUCUUGAUCCCUUCUUCUGGGGAUCGAUUGCCGGACAUCGUGUCCGAAGCCACCAUGGAGUUCUUUUACCAAGAGAGCUAGCUAAUCUUCCACGCUUAUCAAGAUGAAUCUCGUCCGCAACUACCAAUGCCUCAUUUUUGGCCUGGUUUGGGUCACCUAUUGUGUGACCUACUGCCUCAGAAAACCCUUGGGGAUCGUCAAACCCAAGCUAGAACUAGAUCUUUCCUUGACCAAAACCCAAUUGGGUUGGUUGGACUUGGCUUUACUUUUGCCUUACUCGGGGGUACAAAUCUUGUGUUCCCAUGUGUGGGAUCGGAUCCCUCCACGUCAUCUGAUUGCAUUAUGCCUGAGCAUGGCUAGCUUAGCCAUGAUGAUGAUCGGCAUCGGCAAUAGCUUCUACGUCAUCUGUGUGUGUCUCUUCAUCAGUGGAGCCGGGCAAGCUCCUUUGUGGCCGGCAUGUACCAAGAUGCUGAGUUCUUGGUUCGUCGAUUCGAGGCUGAGCUCGGUAUUCGGCAUCAUCAGCACAUCUCAAUACGCCGGAUCGUUACUUGGGACCGGACUGGCCAUUUAUAUUCAAGAAAAAGCCGGUUGGCCAUGGGUUUAUGUCCCAGCGGGUAUUGCCGGGCUAAUCAUGGCUACUUUUAAUCUGUUGUUCCUCCUUGGACCCAAGGAUAUGCUCUUGGAGAUCCCGGGCAAGACUUACGUGUCUCCCACACAUCUUGCCAAGGACAAGAAACGUCAAUCAUACGCGUUCUUGUUGAGUAUCCCGGGUGUGGCCGAUGUAACAAUGGCUGUGUUCUGUCUGAAAUUCGUCCGCUAUUGUAUGCACAUGUGGUUGCCGCUGUAUCUUAUUGAUCAUCUCAAAUAUUCCCAGACUGCGGGUGGUCUCUUCUCCACCAUGUUCGAUGUGGGGGGUAUCUUAGGCGGACCCAUUCUCGGCUUGCUCGUGGAUCACUGUACCAAACACCAACCUUUAUGGGGAAUCUUUCUCAUGUUGAUGCUGGGCACAGUUUGCUUCACUCUGAUCGCGUUCAUCGCUUCCUGGGGUACAAUCUACUGCAGUGUCUUGCUCCUGAUGGUGGGAGCGGCCAACUGCGGUCCUGAUUCUUUACUCACCGGAUCCGUGACCAUGAUGAUUGGCGAAAAAUAUGGCUCGAACACUGGGGCGGGUGUGACCAGUUUGGUCAAUGGGAUUGGCAGUAUCGGAGCCAUUGUGGAAGGACCCAUUAUUGGCCUGAUAAGUCAACAAGUGGGAUGGCACGGUGUGAUGGGAUUGAUGAUCGCCUUGAGCUUUUUCGCCAUGUUGGCCACAUUGAGAGGAUUCUUGGUGCUCAAACUUCACGAUCGAGCCUUAGCUCGGAAAAAAGCUGAAGAUGAACUCCUCACUUUACAGACUCCACUGGUUGAUGAACAAGCGUGUGAAGUGUUGGAACUCGAGUCUUCUCAACUAACAGUGUGAUAUGGCUGUGACAAUUAUAUUUAUACUAUUUUCAGCUAACAUUCACUGACAUAGGAAAAAAGAGAAAAUGCACAUUAACUCAUACAAA